AUGGCCGCACCACCGCCGAGGGCCAAGGACCCCCUCGACGCCCUCCAGCUCCUCGUCAACGACGUGCUCGUGCAAACUGGCAAGGCUCUCCGUGCGUCGCGCCGGGACAGCCAGGGCAACGUCGGUCUGGCUCAUCCGGCGGCCCAAGCGAAACUGCCCGACACCAUCAAGGCCUUUCACGCGGCGCUAGAUGACCUCGAAAACGACAUUAUUCGAGCAAAGGGUGUCCUCCUGCGCGACCUCAACGAGCUCAAGGCGCAAAAGACUAGCAACAACAACCUCUCCGAACCACGACCUGUCGAGUCACAGUCUAAGCCCCCCAUGACCAUCGACCUAGACUCGUCGCCGCCGCCCGCAGCCAAGGACCAGCCCAUUAAGGCCGAGCUCUCCACCAAACCAGUCGCGCCUUUCCCAGACAUGGGCAUGAGUCUCGGCGACGGCCCCGAUGCAGACAAUGCUGUCAAGGAAGAGGCAACUCCGGCUGCGCAAGGCUCGCCUGCUGCUGCCGAUGGAGAGCAGAUCAAGCACGAAGGCGAAGCCGCCUCGGGCACGCCGUCGGGAGGACCGACUUUGGCAGACGGCCAUCUGAAUGGCGCAGACAUGCUCGGGGCAAACUCAGGAUUGAACUUCACAGACAUGGAGUUUACUUUGGCGCCGACCAACAACGACUCUCAGGAACAGACUGGCGGAGAUGCCUCCACCAUGAACACCACGGAUCCUACGUUUGAUCUUGCUUCUUUUGCUCCCACGGCCGGGGCCGACACCACCAAUCUGACAUCGCUGGAUAACAUGAUGUCCGCCGAUCUCGGCGGGUCAUCUGGAGCUCCGACCAACGAGGGAAAGGCGACCGACGCAAAGCCCGGGACUGAAGCGCCGGACGCCGCGUACGCGGACAUCUUUGGGGACGGACAGGCUGACGGCAUGGACUUCGACUUCAGCAUUGACGGUGGCAUGGGCGGCGACACCUUUGACGACAUGAUGAACGACCGGGAUAACACAUUCGACCCAAUGGAGCAUGGUGAUUUUGACGCGAAUUUCUUUGGCCUCGACAAGACCGACGACGCCUGA
This is a messenger RNA of Purpureocillium lilacinum, 1068 nucleotides long. RefSeq lists its product as uncharacterized. The record is from RefSeq and is a predicted model, not a curated record. NCBI's taxonomy places the organism in Eukaryota, Fungi, Ascomycota, Sordariomycetes, Hypocreales, Ophiocordycipitaceae.